Messenger RNA from Drosophila obscura, 4345 nucleotides. RefSeq names its product protein strawberry notch (gene sno). The record is from RefSeq and is a predicted model, not a curated record. The coding region runs from base 16 to 4344 and encodes 1442 amino acids. The transcript is spliced from 11 exons. Gene Ontology annotation, biological process: regulation of DNA-templated transcription. Gene Ontology annotation, cellular component: nucleus. NCBI's taxonomy places the organism in Eukaryota, Metazoa, Arthropoda, Insecta, Diptera, Drosophilidae. Gene Ontology annotation, molecular function: chromatin DNA binding; histone binding.
GGUCGAUCAAAUUGGAUGCCAUAUACUAAAUAUACAUCGAAAAAGCGAAAACCAUUUUUGGACGGCGUCGACGACGACGACGAUAAUUUUGAUGACGAGGACUCUGGCUCCGACUUUGACGACGAUGAAGAUCCAGAUCUAAUAGAAGUGCCUGUGAGCUAUGCCGGCGCCGGUGCAGGUGGCGGCGCAGCUGGUGGUGGCCUGUCGGUGGUGCGGCCCUUCAAGGGAGCGGCAUCCAAGCCACAGGCGAGCGCCACAGCAGCGGGCGGAGCAGCCACUGGCGGCACAAAGGGCAGCACAUCGAUGAUGGAGGCUGUCCAGAAACUGAUCGCCAUGAAUCCGGAAUAUCUGACCAGCGGCAUACCCAACAAUGUGUUCCAGAUGUUCAUGCAAUCGAUGAAGCGCACACCCUCGCCGGCCACCCCCACCCACUCGAUGCCGGGCCCCAGUCCCGGCUCCAUGUCGAUGUCCAUGUCCAUGUCGAUGUCCAUGUCGAUGCAGCAGUCCAUGCAGCAGGCCCAGGCCAAUGCGGCGGCACAAGCAGCUGCCUCAGCCGCCGCAGCGGCUGCUUACGUGCAGCAGGAGGAGGAUGAGGUGGACUACGAGGAGAUGGGCGUGGCCGAGACAUAUGCCGAUUAUUGGCCAGCAAAAUUGAAGCUGGGAAAAAAGCAUCCCGAUGCUGUGGUGGAGACGGCUUCCCUCAGCUCCGUGGAGCCCUGCGAUGUCUACUACAAGAUGUCGAUACCCAACGACACGAUCAGCACCGGACAGCUGAGUGCCCUGCAGCUGGAGUCCAUAACUUACGCCUCGCAGGCGCACGAUCACCUGCUGCCGGAUGGCAGUCGGGCUGGCUUCCUCAUUGGCGAUGGUGCUGGCGUGGGCAAGGGUCGCACCAUUGCGGGCAUCAUCUACGAGAACUUCCUCAAGGGACGCAAGAAGGCGCUGUGGAUAUCGGUCUCGAACGAUCUCAAGUACGAUGCACAGCGGGAUCUCAUCGAUAUUGGAGCCUCGCGCAUCGGUGUUUAUCCAUUGAAUAAGUUUAAGUACGCGAAAAUCAGCUCCGAUGUGAACAACAAUGUGAAGCGCGGCGUAAUCUUCAGCACGUACUCGGCGCUCAUUGGCGAAUCGAACAACAAGACGGGCAAGUAUCGGUCACGCUUCCGCCAGCUGCUGCAGUGGUGUGGCGAGGACUUUGAGGGUCUGAUCGUCUUCGAUGAGUGCCACAAGGCCAAGAAUCUGUGUCCCGUGGGCUCCGGCAAGCCCACAAAAACCGGACAAACGGUGCUCGAGCUGCAGCAAAAGCUGCCCAAAGCCCGUGUUGUGUAUGCCUCCGCCACGGGCGCUUCGGAGCCCAAAAAUAUGGCCUAUAUGGUGCGGCUGGGACUGUGGGGCCAGGGCACGGCCUUUGGCAAUUUCAAUGAUUUUAUCACAGCGGUUGAGCGACGUGGCGUUGGCGCCAUGGAAAUCGUUGCCAUGGACAUGAAGCUACGCGGCAUGUACAUCGCCCGUCAGCUGAGCUUCAAGGGCGUCAGCUUCAAGAUCGAAGAGGUGCCCCUCACCAAGGAGUUCCGCAAGAUCUACGACCAUUCUGUGGAGCUGUGGGUGGAGGCCAUGCAAAAGUUUACAGAGGCCGCCGAACUGAUUGAUGCCGAGAGUCGCAUGAAGAAGACCAUGUGGGGACAGUUCUGGUCGUCGCAUCAGCGCUUCUUCAAGUAUUUGUGCAUUGCAGCGAAGGUCAACCAUGCGGUGCUGGUGGCCCGGGAAUCGAUCAAGUAUGGCAAGUGUGUGGUCAUCGGUCUGCAGUCGACGGGGGAGGCCAGAACCCUCGAUCAGUUGGAGCGCGACGAUGGGGAGCUAACGGACUUCGUAUCGACGGCCAAAGGUGUUUUCCAGUCGUUUGUCGAGCGACAUUUCCCGGCGCCCGAUCGCAAUCGCAUCAAUCGCAUUCUGGGCCUCUACGAUGACACACCGACACCCCUGUCUGCUGUCACGGAAAGUGCUAGCGCCGCCGCCAUCAACAACAACAACAACAAUGGCAAGAGCGGCGCCGGACGGGGCAAGCGGAAGGGAGGCGGCGGCGGCGUCCAGGCCAAGUCGUCGCAGAAGAAGAAGAAAAUGAGCGCCGGGGCGUGGCAGAUGAGCGACAGCGAUGAGGAGGCAGCCCACACACCCAGUCGAGACUUUGGCGCCCACUCGAACAGCGACAGCGAAGGAGCGAACAGCGACGAGGCCUUUGCCGAGGAGGAGGACGAGGAUGAGGAGGAGGAUGAGGAUGAGGACGAGGAGGAUGCCGAGGAGGAGCACGAUGGGGACAGCGAUCGCAGGAGCGUGGCCAGCGAUGCCAGCUCCGAUUUCAAUCCGUUCUUCAGUGGCAGCGACAGCGACAUUGAUCCCUGGGUGAAUGCGCGCAGCAAGAAGCCCACCAAGAAGGCCCAGAAGAAGGUCAAGAAGAAGGUGAAGAAGGAAAAGAAGGAAUCCCAGCCAGCCUCCGCCACCACACCCGCAUCAGCACCAACGACUGGCGGCGAUGCCAGCACCAGCGCCAGCAGCAGUUGCUCUGUAAUGUCCGCCGCUGUGGUUGCCGCUCUGACGGCGGCCAAGUCCCGCAAGUCGCAGCAAUCAACGCAGGAUAAGAUCCAGGAUCUGCUGCAAAAGAAGCAGGAGCUCAAGGGCACCGUCACCCCCGUGGGCGUUAAUGGGGUGAAGCUGAACUACGGCCCACCGCCCAAGGAUGCCAUCGAGCGGGCCUGCACCAUGAAGGAGGAGCUGCUGCGCAAGAUCGAGCGGCUCGGCUCCCGCCUGCCACCGAACACACUCGACCAGCUGAUCGACGAGCUCGGCGGACCCGACAACGUCGCCGAGAUGACCGGCCGUCGGGGCCGUGUCGUCCAGAGUGACGACGGCUCAAUUCAGUACGAGUCACGCACGGAGGCCGAUGUGCCGCUGGAGACGCUGAACAUAACGGAGAAGCAGCGCUUCAUGGACGGCCAAAAGGAUGUGGCCAUCAUCUCGGAGGCCGCCUCCAGCGGCAUCUCCCUGCAGAGCGAUCGUCGGGUGUUCAAUCAGCGGCGGCGUGUCCACAUUACCCUGGAGCUGCCGUGGUCCGCCGAUCGGGCCAUCCAGCAGUUUGGCCGCACCCAUCGCUCCAAUCAGGUGAACGCCCCCGAGUAUAUAUUCCUCAUUUCGGAUCUGGCCGGCGAGCGACGCUUCGCCUCGACGGUGGCCAAGCGCCUGGAGUCACUGGGAGCCCUCACGCACGGCGAUCGACGUGCCACCGAGACGCGCGACUUGUCCCAGUUCAAUAUCGACAACAAGUACGGCCGUCAGGCGCUUGAGACGGUGAUGCGCACCAUCAUGGGCUACGAGGCGCCGCUGGUGCCGCCGCCCACCGACUACAACGGGGAGUUCUUCAAGGACAUUGCCGGGGCCCUGGUGGGCGUGGGGAUCAUUGUGAACAGCGAGAGCCAUCCGGGCGUGCUCAGUCUGGACAAGGACUACAAUAACAUAUCAAAGUUUCUCAAUCGCAUCCUCGGCUGUCCCGUGGACCUGCAGAACCGCCUCUUCAAGUAUUUCACCGACACCAUGACGGCCAUCAUACAGCAGGCGAAGCGCGGCGGUCGCUUCGACUUGGGCAUCGUGGAUCUGGGCGCUGCCGGGGAGAAUGUGAUUCGCGUGCGUUUGAUACGUUUUAUGCGCAAACAUGCCACCGGCGUGGCACCCACGGAGCUGCACACAGUGCGCGUGGAACGUGGCAUGAUCUGGCAGGAGGCCAUUGACAAAUAUGCCGAUCUGUUCAACGACAACGAGGGCUUCUAUCUGUCGCAUCAGCUGCGGAAUCAGAAGCGCACCGCCAUACUGGUCGUAGUCAGCAGCAGCAGCAAGAAGAAAAAGGCGCGCACCAAAAGGGAGAUCAUGUGCCAGAUCUACAGACCCAAUACGGGCCUGCAGGUGCGCCACGAAUCGCUCUUCGAGCUGGAGAAGAAGUACAGAAAGGUUGGCAGCGACGAGGCGGAGACCCACUGGACGGAACAGUACGAUGCGUCGGUGAACACGUGCUCGCACGCCUAUUGGAAUGGCAACUGUCGGAACGUCAGUCUCGGCAACGAUUGUGAGGUGGGCCUCAGGCAGCGUCUAUACCAUGUGCUGGCCGGAUCGGUGCUGUCCGUUUGGGGGCGGGUCGAGCACAUAUUGAAUACACGUUCCAACAGCAAAAUGCAAGUGAUACGCAUGAAGACGACUGAGGGCGAGAAAAUUGUGGGCACCAUGAUACCCAAGUCAUGUUUCGAUCUCCUCAUGAACGAUCUACGCAGCGAUUCCGAGAAGAAGGAGGAGUUUAACUACUAAA